This is a messenger RNA of Candidula unifasciata, 505 nucleotides long. The record is from the annotation of a GenBank genome assembly. Lineage: Eukaryota; Metazoa; Mollusca; Gastropoda; Stylommatophora; Geomitridae.
AUGACCUCUGACCUCCACAUGAUCGCCACACAACCACUGUUGAACGCAUCUGAAGUCGUCCACCACAUCCUCAUGUUUGGGUGUGAUCCUAAAGAACAAGAACUUCGUACUCCGUACGCUUGUGUCAUGGUGCCACACGAGGGAUGUCGGUCACUGAUUGGUGCCUGGACAGUGGGCAGUCCCGGAGAAUGUGCUCACCCAGAGAUGGGCUUUCGAGUGGGUCCUGGCGGCUACAAGACGGUGGCUAUCCAGGUGCACUGGAACAACCCGGGCAAGCUGGCGGGGAUAGUUGACAACUCUGGCCUGAGGAUCCAUCUGACCAGCAAUCUACGCAAGAAUGACGCCGGCAUGUUGGUGGUGGGCCAACAGUAUCUGCAGAUUGAGACUGACGAACAAGGGACCGGCGACUUGUCGUUCUCCUCCGUCUGCCCAGAGCGCUGCACCAAGGUCAUGUUCAGCUCGCCCGUCUACAUCACGUCCGCUGUCAACCACAUGCACUACCUAG